AUGCUGCAUCGACCGAUUGAAAGAGGAUGUCACGCCUGGGUGUUUGCAAGCGCCAGACGAGGCAACGGCGGCAAACUGAACGAGUUUCACCGCUCUCCCAAAAAGCACCAAAGCCGAAUCAAACCGGUCAACCGCAACAUUCGAGACAGUCAGAAGGUCGCGGCCCGACGAUCUCGAACCGAUGGGAAUAAACGGCACAGCGUCCGUCGUGCUUUCAAGGAAUACCGGGAGCCCCUCAGCUCUGGCGGCCUCCGUAGCGGCAUGUAUCAGAGCUUUCCCCGCGCCGCGGCCUCGGAAGCGGUAGCCAGUGCACAAGAACGUCAAAUAAAGAGCCGGGCAUCUCCGCCGGGCCCGGGUCCGCCGCCGUCGGUGGUGUCCGGUGCCGGCGGAGAGAGAACGCCCAUGAGAUGUCAGCAACUAGAAGAUUUGGGGCUUUGA
Messenger RNA from Colletotrichum abscissum, 438 nucleotides. RefSeq lists its product as uncharacterized. Bases 1 to 438 code for a protein of 145 amino acids. The record is from RefSeq and is a predicted model, not a curated record. Lineage: Eukaryota; Fungi; Ascomycota; Sordariomycetes; Glomerellales; Glomerellaceae. The transcript is spliced from 3 exons.